GAGGAAGAUGGCGCUCAACCAAGUCAACAGCGCACGAUCGAUCACCGAAAAUCUCGAUCGGCUCUUUCACUAAGAUACACUUUUGCUAGCAGCAGCCGGGCUCGAGGACACGUCGAGGAGCGAGCAAAAGAGCGAUUCCGGGGAUAAUGUGAAAAGAAGUACCUCCUGUUUUUGAAAAUAUAUAUACUCACCAACAUGUAUGUGGAGUUUCCAUGUUAUUUAUGAUACGGUGGGCAUCUUAUUGUUGAGGCAUAAGUAGGGACCGUCCACACCCAAAAAUUCUGAACUGAAGGAUCCUUUUGUAUCAAACCCUGCGAUUGGCUGGCGACCAGUUCAGGGUGUGCCCCGCCUCUCGCCCGAGGUUGGCCGGGAUCGGCUCCAGCGCGUCCGCGACCCUUGUGAGGAUAGAGCGCUACGGAAAAUGGAUGGUCAGUUUCUUAGCGAGUCUUCGUCAGCCUCCAAAAAGCCUCGAAGGGCAAUGGAGUUCCCUUGGCACAGCGGGAAGGUCUUGGAGCAGCUCAACAACCAGCGCAAGCAGGGCUUGUUGUGUGACUGCACGUUUGUUGUGGAUGGAGUGGACUUCAAGGCCCACAAAUCUCUGCUGGCAGCCUGCAGCGCCUACUUCCGCACCCUCUUCCUGGACCAGAAGGACGUGGUGCAUCUGGACAUCAGCAAUGCCGCAGGUUUGGCCCAGGUCCUGGAAUUCAUGUACACAGCCAAGUUGAGUUUGACUCCUGACAACGUGGAGGAGGUGAUGGCUGUCGCCAGUUUCCUGCAAAUGCAAGAGAUUCUAAACGCUUGCGCCAUCUACCAGUCGGGGGAUGAUCCAGCUCCGUGCCUCGGAGUCGUGGCGCUGGAUGUUGCUGAAGGAGGAGAAAAAGCAGGUGACGGACAGCCGAGAGAGGACAGCGACAGUGACCUGGCGGAGGUGGCGUUCCGGGCAGAGCGGGGUCCUUCCACGUGCGCCGCAGAAAACAACGAUAAGCUCACAGAAGAUUACGGCCAAACCACACACGGCUCAGCGCAAACACAGAAGGUGGACGUUUCCGAGCCGAACCCCGCCCAAAGCUGUCCAGUUCUCGCACAACCCACCAAAAGCAGCGUUGCACAAAAGAGAGCGCUUGUGAAGAAGGAGGACGAGGAGGACGAGGAGGAUUGUGACGCUGGACAGGAUGCCGCAUCCACUUUUCAGGAUGAUCCCUCUGAUGUAGACUACACACCACAUGCACCGAUCAAAUCUGUCAACACCCCCAUUUUUACCAGUUCUCGCGGUAGACGAAUUAGGAAACCUCCUCGACGGAACUUCCUUCCUGACAAUGAACCAGAUGAUGAAGGUAUAAAAAGUGAACCUAAGAAGAUCAGGCCAGGCCAGGAGGAUGAAUGCGAGGAGGUUGAUGAAGACGACGCGACCACUGAGGCGCAUUCGGACACCGGUCAGCUCGUGGGAGACGUACGCAACGACACAGAGGAGAAAGCAGUCCACGCCGCUGCGAUCGGCAGCCGAUCCGAGUCGAAGCCUUACAGCUCUGUGACGCACAAAUGCGAGGACUGUGGGAAGAAAUUCACGCACACUGGCAAUUUCAAGAGACACAUGCGCAUUCACACGGGAGAGAAACCCUUCACCUGUCGAGACUGCAACAAGGCUUUCUCUGAUGCGGCGGCUUGUAAAGCUCAUGAGAAAACACACAGUCCCCUGAAGCCAUACUGCUGCUCGAUCUGCGGAAAGAGCUAUCGUCAGAUCAGCCUGCUCAACCUGCACCGCAAGCGGCACACCGGCGAUGCGCGCUACAGCUGCGAGUCGUGCGAGAAGCUCUUCACCACGUCGGGGAACCUGAAGCGCCACCGGCUGGUGCACAGCGGCUUGAAGCCGUACCACUGCGAAUACUGCGACAAGGCUUUCUCGGACCCCACCGCCAAGAUGCGACACUUGGAGACGCACGACGCCAACAAGGGCAACAAGUGUCCGCACUGUGACAAACGCUUCAAUCAGCCUGGAAAUCUGAAGGCCCACUUAAAAAUCCAUAUCGCAGAUGGGCCGCUGAAGUGCAGAGAAUGCGGCAAACAAUUUACCACAUCAGGAAAUCUGAAGCGUCACUCCCGGGUCCACAGUGGAGAGAAACCAUACGUCUGUUCGCACUGCCAAAGAGCGUUCAGUGAUCCGGGAGCUCUGCAGCGGCAUGAACGCAUCCACACAGGAGAGAAACCUUGCGUGUGUCCCACCUGUGGCAAAGCCUUCACCCAGGCCAGCUCCCUCAUUGCGCACGUCCGCCAGCACACCGGAGAGAAACCCUACGUGUGUGAUCGUUGUGGUAAAAGGUUUGUGCAGUCCAGUCAACUGGCCAAUCACAUUCGCCACCACGACAACGUGCGCCCUCACCAGUGUCAAAUGUGUGAGAAGUCAUUUGUCAACGUGGGCGACCUUUCCAAGCACAUCAUCGUUCACACAGGAGAGAAGCCCUUCCUAUGUGACAAAUGCGGCAGAGGUUUUAACCGCGUCGACAAUCUACGCUCUCACAUCAAGACCGUCCACCAGGGCAAUGCUGGCAUGAAGCGGCGGCGGCCCGGUGCCGGCAGCGACUCGGACGUGGAGAACGACAGCUGCGUUGAGGCAUCCACCUCGGACGGCGAGAUCAACAUUGUAACCGUCACCGAAGACAUUGUUACCCUUGCGACGGAAGCCCUGGCGGCCAGCGCUGUGGCUCAGCUAACAGUGUUACCAGUGGAUGCGUCCGUGUGUGCUGAUGCAACCGAAGCUUUGAAAGCGGAAAUUACCAAAGCAGUAGAGAAAGUGCAGGAAGCAGACCCCAACACGGAGAUACUUUACGCCUGUGAUUCAUGCGGUGAUAAAUUCCUGGAUGCUAGUUCGCUAGCUCAGCAUGUACGCAUUCACACAGCCCAGGCCUUGGUCAUGUUUCAAGCAGACUCGGACUUCUACCAGUACACCGCGGUCGCCGGCGCUGAGGGGGACAGCGCCGGAACGUGGCAACCCGUAGCCGAACAGGUGAUCCAGGAAGGCGAGCUCAUAUUCCGUGGCCAAGAUGGAGAAGGAAAUGCGGAAGAGGAGACCAUAGGGGAAGAAGGGCUGAUUAAUGGGAAGAAGGCGGAGGAUGGACAGCUUGAAAUGGUGGCUGAGCUCCAGACGGAUCGAAAAGCUGAAGGAGAGCUAAUUGUGUGCGAGGUUCAGGUGUAGUCAUGCUCAUUUUUAA
Molecule: messenger RNA, 3206 nt
Organism: Phyllopteryx taeniolatus (common seadragon)
Lineage: Eukaryota; Metazoa; Chordata; Actinopteri; Syngnathiformes; Syngnathidae
Gene: zbtb17
Product: zinc finger and BTB domain containing 17
Exons: 16
Coding region: 422-3190 (922 amino acids)
Biological process (GO): regulation of transcription by RNA polymerase II
Cellular component (GO): nucleus
Molecular function (GO): protein binding; DNA-binding transcription factor activity; RNA polymerase II cis-regulatory region sequence-specific DNA binding
Source: RefSeq, a predicted model, not a curated record